Suillus fuscotomentosus is the source of this 882-nucleotide messenger RNA. RefSeq lists its product as uncharacterized. Bases 198 to 668 code for a protein of 156 amino acids. The record is from RefSeq and is a predicted model, not a curated record. The transcript has 3 exons. NCBI's taxonomy places the organism in Eukaryota, Fungi, Basidiomycota, Agaricomycetes, Boletales, Suillaceae.
GAGUUUAAAUUGUAUCGUGCAAGUCACGUUGAAUCAACAUAUCCCUGCCCUUAUUUCAAAUGGUGUCGCGGCAGCUGGACUGGUUUCUGUAUGAUCAACGUACACAAACAGGGUGAAGGCUGGGAUUGAUAUGGAAAUUGCCGGUGGUAUCUUGACUGGCAUGGCCACAAAGGCCACGAUGUUUGCUGUAUGUGCCGAUGCAUUGUUCUACAAGGAAUUUCAACACAUCAAUACAGGAAUCCAUGAAACGCGUCAACGGGUGCCAUACCUUCUUGCAAAUCAAGGCUGUCGUGUUAUUUCGCUUGUUCCUGUUCAAUCGCCGCUCAGGGUGGUCCAACUCAGGUGCUUCGGCGACUAUGCAGCCAAUUGGGGUGCACUUUUCCAUCUGUCGUCAUGAGGCCCGAUGCUCGACGAAUACUUCGCUCCCAAUUAAUGCAUGCUGGCGUCUAGUUCUGCGACAUUUCUGGCUUCUCCUUCCUAGCUACUACCCGUCGUCAUCGUCACGGGGUAACCACGGAACAGGAUACAGGGUAGUGUUUAUAGGCGCCAUGACAGAUACCUUCAUACGCUACCCCAGAAAGCUUCUGCCUCUAUCUGACUCUUAUUCCAUAGUGGUCCAUAUGGUUUUCAUAUUAAUAUCCACAGCCCACGUCAAACAGCGGAAAUGACAUCGCACAAUACCACCGGAAUUCGUUGCAUAAAUGUGCUUUCAUGCUAUAGCAGAUCGGUCUGAUAGGCCAGGUAUGUUUACCGCUUUGAACGGACUGGCAUGGCAUGGCCUUGUGAUCAUCUGGGUUUCUGCGUUUGCCAAUUGCGGCUCGGCCUUCUGGCAUAAAGUAUAUAACCCCAAGAAUAGAGUCCUCUCAUUAACUAGUGAUUGAU